This is a messenger RNA of Benincasa hispida (wax gourd), 1455 nucleotides long. Its product is annotated as protein LIKE COV 1-like. The record is from RefSeq and is a predicted model, not a curated record. Lineage: Eukaryota; Viridiplantae; Streptophyta; Magnoliopsida; Cucurbitales; Cucurbitaceae. Gene Ontology annotation, cellular component: Golgi apparatus.
CAAAACUGAACUUCGCCCGGGUCGGAUCCUAUUUUACGCCGGAUCCAAAUUCGGGUUGGGCCUUUUGCGGGUCGACUCUGCAAAUUGAAAUGAAAAUCAGUUAGAAGUUCCGAAUAGUUCGUUAAUGGCUGGCUGGGAGAGAAAAGAAUGUAAAAAUAGACCCAAAAUGUUAUUCCAAAAUCAAAGUGAAGAGAGAGAGAGAGAAAGGGAAAUGAAUACAAGAGAGAGGGAGCGAGAUCUAGAGCUUUUGAUCCCAGUCGCUACAGUUUCUGAAAAUGGAGCCUCCAAAUCUUCCUCCGUUCCCGCUGCCACUUUAUCCAAUCAUCACUCCGGCCGUGAGGCUUUUGCUAAAGUCAUUCGCAGCUGGGCUUCCAAGAAGUUCAUGACAGGAUGUGUAAUUCUUCUACCAAUUGCUAUUACAUUCUACAUCACUUGGGGAUUCAUUCGUUUUGUUGAUGGUUUCUUCUCUCCAAUAUAUAAUCACUUAGGGAUCAAUAUUUUUGAAAUUUCUGCAGGGCUUGGGUUUAUUACAUCCAUCACAUUCAUCUUUCUUGUUGGUAUUUUCAUGUCAUCUUGGUUGGGGGCUUCUGUUCUUACUAUUGGUGAAUGGUUCAUUAAGAAAAUGCCACUUGUAAGCUAUAUUUACACGGCCUCAAAGCAAAUUAGUACUGCAAUUUCACCAGAUCAAACUUCAAAUGCCUUCAAGGAAGUAGCAAUUAUCAGGCACCCCCGAGCUGGCGAAUAUGCUUUUGGAUUCAUCACUUCCUCCGUUGUUCUUCAGAGCAGAAUGGAAGAGGAAGAACUUUAUUGUGUUUAUGUCCCUACUAAUCAUCUCUAUCUUGGAGACAUAUUUCUUAUGAGUUCCAAGGAUAUUCUGAGGCCUAAUCUCUCUGUCCGAGAGGGAAUUGAAAUUGUGAUCUCUGGAGGGAUGUCAGUGCCUCAAAUACUAACGACAGUGGAUGCAAGAGCAAUUCCAACAAGUGGAAGCGAAAAACUUUGCAAAACCAAAAGUAUGGUAUGAUGAUCAGUGGGUGAAUAUAUUUCAUCCAACCAUGUGGAAAAUGGCAGUGUUUUUACAGUUUGUCAAUUCAAAACGGCAUGGAACUGAGUGUAUCUAGCCUGACAUCCAUCUUCAGUAAGUUGUAAUGGGAACAAUCUGCAAAUUGGAAGUAGCUCAAAUUCUUUAGGAAACAAACAGGAAGAAAUAUUACCAUACGUUAAUCUUUUUCCAGAUCCAUGAUUUGGUUGUUCAGAGCUUUCACCUUUUUAGAAGUGGAGCUAAUUUCUCCCUUUAUUUUUCAGUUGUAUAUGUUGACCCAUGUUCCUUGUGACAUGGCAAUUUUGUUUUCUAGUUCACCAAGAUUCUUUCUUAACUUUGAUUAGAAAAACCAUGAAAUUGGUUUAUGCAUACAACUUGAAACUGGAGCUCUCACAUCUCAAAAUUAUAUAACUAGA